AUGACCGUCGCUUCAAACUCCAGAGCAGCCCUACGAUGCUGCACAUCUCUAGCAGGACGUCGCACUGUAGCCACCUCCUCUUCCGGUCCAAUCCGCCCUCUAAUCGCCAGCCUCCCCACCCGUUCCCGCUACCUACCAAAAACACCCGAAUUCUCAAUCGAUCACCUAAUCAUCGGAGGCGGCGUAGUCGGUCUCUCUAUCGCCUCCGCCCUCUCCCGUCGUUGGCCAGACCGAACAACCUAUCUUGUCGAAAGGAAUAAAUCCUUUGGCGAAGAAACUUCCUCUCGUAACAGUGAAGUGAUCCACGCGGGUCUCUAUUACCCCGCCGACUCUCUCAAGACCCGUCUAUGCCUUCGUGGGCGCGAGCUGAUGUAUCAGUACUGCCAGGAGAAUGGCAUUCCACAUAAGCAGACGAAAAAGCUCAUUGUCGGUGCCGACUUUGCAAAGGAGUACUUGGAGAAACUUCAAUCGCACUGCCAAGCUUUGGGACCGCAAGCUCCACCGACAAGAUUGAUAACAGGUCGGCAGGCGAGCGAGUUAGAGCCUUAUCUUUCACCGGAUAUCGCAUGGGCGCUAUUGUCGGAAAGGACAGGAAUCGUUAGCAGCCACGACUUGAUGGCGAAUUUGGAGAAGGAGUUGCUGGAAGCGGAUAAUGCAGAGAUUGUGUACGAUACAAAGGUGGUUAGAGUUGACCCCAAUGAGCCGGAUGUAGCGGCGAGGGACAGUAAGAGGGGAAAUGAUGGAAGUCAGGAUGGGUGGGUUGUGCAGACGCUUACUUCCGGUGCUGAGGAUGCGGAUGCCUUGUUAGCAAAAGUUCUGAUUAAUGCUUCUGGGUUGAAUGCGCCUAUGGUUCUCAAUUCUCUUCUGAAGGAGAUGGGCGCGGAACAGGAUGCAAUUCCAAUGUGGCAUUCGAAAGGCAACUAUGCGGCAUACAAAGGGCUAGGAGCGACGAAUGUUGAGCAUCUUAUUUAUCCUGUUCCUGAUACUAGGAACAAGGGCGCACAUGAGCAUACCUCGCUAGGAACACAUUUAACGCUCGAUUUAGAUGGCAACAUCCGUUUUGGUCCUGAUACUGAAUGGAUCUCACCUCCCCCUUCUUCCACUUCUAGCACCGAGGCGUUGGAUUUCUGGAAACGAAACCUAGUAGUCUCCGAAUCCCGCCUUUCCAGUAUGUACAACUCCAUCACCGAAUACCUGCCCAACAUUGAACCCUCUCAUCUCACACCCGACUACGCCGGCAUUCGACCCAAGUUGAUCGGUCCCGAAACAAAAGGAUUUAUGGACUUCCAAUUCCUCUGGCACUCUUCCUCCUCGCUUUCCUCCCAAAAACUCUGGCAGAGAGCUCCCUAUCUUCCACCACCAAGCACCAGCUGCAUUAGCAAAGCGAGGAAGAGCAUGGAUAGAAGCGAUACGGGUGGUGGUGUGAUGCUUAGUCUACUGGGUAUUGAAAGUCCCGGUUUGACGAGCAGUUUAGCGAUCGGGGAGUUGGUAAGAGAUAUCGUCGCAAACGGCGUUUAUGCCGAGGAUCCGAAGAGAAAGGUUAGUGAGAAUAAGGGCGCAAGGAAUGAGCAUGGUGCUCAUCGCGUUGAUGCUUGGGCCUAG
Messenger RNA from Ustilago hordei, 1602 nucleotides. RefSeq lists its product as uncharacterized. Gene Ontology annotation, cellular component: mitochondrion. The transcript has a single exon. The record is from RefSeq and is a predicted model, not a curated record. Bases 1 to 1602 code for a protein of 533 amino acids. Gene Ontology annotation, molecular function: (S)-2-hydroxyglutarate dehydrogenase activity; (S)-2-hydroxy-acid oxidase activity. NCBI's taxonomy places the organism in Eukaryota, Fungi, Basidiomycota, Ustilaginomycetes, Ustilaginales, Ustilaginaceae.